This is a messenger RNA of Rasamsonia emersonii CBS 393.64, 342 nucleotides long. RefSeq lists its product as uncharacterized. Lineage: Eukaryota; Fungi; Ascomycota; Eurotiomycetes; Eurotiales; Trichocomaceae. The transcript is spliced from 2 exons. The record is from RefSeq and is a predicted model, not a curated record. Bases 1 to 342 code for a protein of 113 amino acids.
AUGGCACAGGACAGUCAGCAUGUCCAUGAGCGAUGCACUCUUGCUCUGCCAGGGGCUGCAAACGAUUUGUCAUCACUGAUUUGCGAUCUCAGCGUGUCGAUGAUGUGCAGCAGCUGUCUGGCCACAGGCUGCUGCGGCGUGCAGGACAAUGGCCCUGGCAAUGCUCACCGGCAGCAUGCUACGGUUGCCCCUCCAGGCGACCCCUGCCCCGCCUAUCACAGCGACCCCUCCUGGGAGCAUUUCGCCCGGACAAGAGUGUUCCGGCAGCUCGUCGAGCUCCCUCCGGUCGACGUUUUGUUCUUUUUAUUUUAUUUGGAUAUCGAAUACAACCGCUACAAUUAA